Westerdykella ornata is the source of this 508-nucleotide messenger RNA. RefSeq lists its product as uncharacterized. Bases 29 to 388 code for a protein of 119 amino acids. NCBI's taxonomy places the organism in Eukaryota, Fungi, Ascomycota, Dothideomycetes, Pleosporales, Sporormiaceae. The record is from RefSeq and is a predicted model, not a curated record. The transcript has 3 exons.
GUCGUCCAGGAGCAACCGAGCAGCUACAAUGUCCGCAGAGUACAAGAACACCGACCCCAUUAAGCUCGCGAAGCAGGCGGAGAGAGACUUGAAUUCUCAGCAGGCCAAGGGUGAGCAGAGGGGCAUGAGCGAUUCCACAACCGAAUCCGGUGUCGACGCCUCUGCAACGCGCAAAUUCCCCGGUGCGGACGUGACGUACGGCUCUGCUGCGAGCGGCACAGGGGAUAAUCGCGAGAUCCCUGAGUCGGAGGGCGGAGGUGUGGAUGCGCGAGGACGACCGUACAAAGCGGGCGACUUCGAGGGGCUUGGGGGACCAGAGGACAAGGUCAAGGCGUACGCGGCACAGCAGCCUGGUGAUGAUGAUGUGCGGAGCAAUGUUAAGAGAUAAGGAGGGGUUUGGAGGAGCAGCAACCCUGGUGUGAAGAGAGAGUUGAACGGUAUUAUGUUCAGGGGAAGCGUAAAAUGGAGUUGAGACAGUGAAAGGAUGAUAAUGAAGAAAUGACAACCA